AUGAUCUCUUCGAAGGCCAAAAUUCAAAAAUUUGCGCCGUGCUUCAUCGGCAAUGCAUACUUAGACUCUCAAGAGUUCCUGCGGUUCCUGCUCUUGGGUUUGCACGAGGAUAUCAAUGAGGUCAUCGAGAAACCGAAUCCCAAGUUUACAGACAUCGAUGAAAUUCUGGAUGUCAACGAAAAGGCUUCGGAAGCAUGGUCGAGAUUCUUGAAAGUGAAUAAUUGCGUUGGUCUAAUCAAGUCUUCAUUGAAAUAUUCCUCAUUGACGUUUGAUCUCUUUUGGGAUUUGUCAUUGCCACUACCACAGCAAAAGCGCAAAAUCAGUUCGUUUCAGUGCUUGGACUCAUUCACCAGAAAGGAGUCAUUGGGUGGCGAAGACAAGCCUACUUGCUCCAAAUCCAAGGAAAGGCGAAAAUGUACAUAG
This is a messenger RNA of Phaedon cochleariae (mustard beetle), 423 nucleotides long. The record is from the annotation of a GenBank genome assembly. Lineage: Eukaryota; Metazoa; Arthropoda; Insecta; Coleoptera; Chrysomelidae.